Messenger RNA from Zophobas morio, 604 nucleotides. Its product is annotated as DNA-directed RNA polymerase II subunit RPB9. The coding region runs from base 94 to 477 and encodes 127 amino acids. The transcript has 4 exons. Gene Ontology annotation, molecular function: nucleic acid binding; DNA-directed RNA polymerase activity; zinc ion binding. Lineage: Eukaryota; Metazoa; Arthropoda; Insecta; Coleoptera; Tenebrionidae. The record is from RefSeq and is a predicted model, not a curated record. Gene Ontology annotation, biological process: maintenance of transcriptional fidelity during transcription elongation by RNA polymerase II; transcription-coupled nucleotide-excision repair; DNA-templated transcription. Gene Ontology annotation, cellular component: RNA polymerase II, core complex.
AAGUCAAGACGCCAUUUGUUUUGUUCGUGUUUGACCCAAACAAUCUCCAAAUAUUUGUUUCAAGGUUUAGCGCGAAACUAAAACGAAAAGAAAAUGUCGAGGUACGAUUCUCACAGCGAAGGCCCGGGGUUCGUCGGUAUAAGGUUUUGCCAGGAGUGCAACAACAUGUUGUACCCCAAGGAGGACAAGGAAAACAAGAUUCUGUUGUAUGCGUGUCGCAACUGCGACUACAAACAGCACGCGGACUCCAAGUGCAUCUACGUCAAUAAAAUUAUGCACGAAAUUGAUGAACUGACCCACAUCGUCGCUGACGUCAUCUCAGAUCCUACUCUUCCCCGUACGGAAGACCAUCAUUGUCCUGAGUGUAACCACAGAGAGGCGGUCUUCUUCCAAGCUCAGACCCGUCGCGCUGAGGAAGAAAUGAGGUUGUAUUACGUGUGCACAAACCCAAUGUGCGCUCAUCGCUGGACUGAGUAAUCUCAAGAAUAAACUAACUCUAGGUUUGAUAAUUUUAUUAACCUAGUUGUUUUAAAACACAUUAUGGGCAGUCUUCAAGUGUUGUUUAAUGUAUGACUUAUCAAUAAAACACUUAUCACAAGCGGGA